Molecule: messenger RNA, 797 nt
Organism: Cuscuta epithymum
Lineage: Eukaryota; Viridiplantae; Streptophyta; Magnoliopsida; Solanales; Convolvulaceae
Source: the annotation of a GenBank genome assembly
AAAGAAGCGUUUAGUAAGCCUGAGUUUUAAUAACCGGUGACAUGUUUACUUCAUCAGCCCAAAGAUAUCUUAUAUUUGAAAAUUACAUAAAUAACCUUAAAACCUACUCCCUUAUUUCAUUUCUACUGCUUUAUCAGUGAUAGAGAAAACAGUCGCUCCUAUCUCCAUCAAAGAAGCUAAGCCGCUCCGAUCUCUAUUGAACAAGCUAAGUCGCUCCCAUCUCCAUCGAAGAAGCUAAGGCCUCCUGGUUUUGAGAUGAGUCGCAAGCUUUUCAUGGCUCAGGCCAAGAAAAUGGUUGCCAAAGAGAUGGAGGCCGUUCAACAGGCCGAAGCGUCCAAGGUUUCUGGUGACGGGACCAAAUCCCAAGCCGACGCGGCGAAGAAGCCAGUGGUGAAGAGGAAGAAGGCCGUUGAGGAGGGUCAGCGUACCCUUGCCGAGACGGGUCUGAUACCGGCCCAGGGUGCCAAAAAGACGAAGCGGAAUCCUCCUCUCCUUGAUGCCGCAAUGGCCGAUGCGCAGGCGUCGGUUCAAGGGGAAGUUGUCUCCGACGUGCAAGUUAUCGAGGAUCUGACUUUGAAUGUCGCCUCGUCCGCCGUAGUCCCCACCAAAUCUGGUGCUGUUGCUAAGGGAAGCACUCGCGCCGAUCGAGAUCCGGCUACCGGCCUGUAUGAGGUGACGGUGCGGUACCCGACCAAGGGCGGGCUUUUUAACGAGAAGGUGUCUGGCCACGACGUCUUGUUCCAGGCCAUUCCCGAUGCCGACAGGGAGUACCUGCGGCGGCAGAGCAAGGAUGUGCG